CUGACUCCUGAAGCCAUGGAUAAAUUUGACCUGAUCAAGAUCAUCGGGGAAGGCACGUUUGGGAAGGUGUACUUGGCUAAAGAUAAAUCAGAAAGCCGUCACUGUGUCAUCAAGGAGAUCAGCUUGACGAAGGAAAAAGAAGCUUCAAAGAACGAAGUGAUUCUUCUGGCUAAGAUGAAGCAUCCCAACAUCGUAACCUUCUUCAGCUCAUUCCAAGAGAACGGCAGGCUGUUUAUUGUCAUGGAAUACUGUGACGGAGGGGACCUCAUGGAAAGGAUACAGAGACAGCGGGGAGUGUUAUUCAGCGAAGACCAGAUCCUGUGUUGGUUUGUACAGAUUUCUCUAGGACUGAAGCACAUUCAUGACAGGAAGGUAUUACACAGGGACAUAAAAUCUCAGAAUAUUUUCCUUAGCAAGAAUGGAAUGGUUGCAAAGCUCGGGGACUUUGGAACAGCGAGAACACUGAAUAACUCCAUGGAACUUGCUCACACAUGUGCUGGGACACCUUACUACCUGUCGCCAGAGAUCUGUCAGAACAGGCCGUACAACAACAAAACGGAUAUUUGGUCUCUUGGCUGCGUCUUAUAUGAGCUCUGCACACUCAAGCAUCCCUUUGAGAGUGACAACUUACACCAUCUGGUUCUGAAGAUUUGUCAAGGACGUGUUGCUCCCAUAUCACCCCACUUCUCUCUUGACCUACAGUCUUUGAUACCUCAGCUCUUCAGAGUGUCUCCUCGGGAUCGACCAUCCAUUAAUUCCCUUUUGAAAAGGCCCUUUUUAGAAACUCUUGUUGCCCGGUACUUGUCCCCUGAGAUGCAUUCCAGAAGAAUUCAGUCCCAUGCUCGCAUGGAGAACGCGGCUGUAGGCUUCACAGCUUGUUGCAGAGGUAGUCCAUGGUCUGCUGCAUACCUUCAGAGGAAAUUUGAAGCUCGGCAAUAUAAGUUAAAAGUGGAAAGACAGUUGGGUCUUCGCCCAUCUUCUGUGGAGGUGCAUCUAAACGAGAGAGAAAAGCUACAAAGCCAUCGAGAGGAGACUAAAUUCCAGGAGCUUCAGUACAGGAAGAACAAAAUGAAGGACCAGGAAUAUUGGAAGCAGCUGGAGGAAAUCCGCCAACAGUACCACAACGACAUGAAGGAAAUUAAAAAGAAAAUGGGGAGAGAGCUGAAGAGAGGGGUAAAGUUUGAAAUCAGCCUAGAUGAAUGCAUUUCAGAGGAAGACACUAUCCAAGAGGAUGAGGUGGUGGAGAGACUAAGUGAUACUUUAAGCUUUGAAGAUGGCAUGAAGUUUCAGGAGUCUAAAUGUAGGGGGGAGCGUGAAGAAGACUAUACAGACAGAGCCUUUGAAGAACUCUGCGGCCCAGAAGCAGAGGGUUUCUUUCAGGACGCCAUUGCCACAGAGAACAGGAGGCAGUGGGAUGCCGGCGCACCUCAGACUCUUCUGCGAAUGAUGGCCGCAGCAGACAUCACCUCCACCUGCCCCACCAUGCCGGAUGAUGGCCAAGUUAUUGUGAUGGAUGGUAGCCAAGAAAACAGGAAGCAGUGGUGGCGGGAUGUGCCAGGAACCCCUCCUGCUUUGGCAACAGAACGUGCCUGCAGUGGCUUAUUGUCUGCGGGUAAAGGAGAAACUGUGAUGAUAAAACCGCAGCUUCCUAAAGAAGACAGGGAAGAGGGAGAAAUAGCCGCGGGCAUCACAGUGGGUGAUGAACGACUGCAACCGGGUUCGGAUGGGGAUGCUACAAAGUUUGAAGAAUCCGAGGAUGAGCUGAGAAGUGAAAUAAUAGAAUCCCUAGAAAAGCUCUCGGCUUCCACAGAAGGAAGAGAAUGGGAUCCCAGCUCCUCUGAGAAUGCUGAGAAGCCUGGAGAGAAAGAAAAGACAAACUCGCCACUCUGGAAGCUCCAGUGAAGGUCUGGAAGCGCCUUUUGGCCUGUUAAUCUGCAUUGCUAAGACCAAGGUUCACCAAAUGCCAGUCUAAGUGUGCAAGUGUGAACAAUCGUUCCCCAUUGAUGGGAGUCUGUGUCCUUAAAGGAAAAUUCACUAUCUUCCUGAUUUUACACACUCUGUCCUGAUGAGCUCCUGAAGGACAGCUCCGAUGAGGACUGUUUUUAGCUUUACGUCCAUCUAUUAAACUGAAACUAUAUUCU
Rattus rattus (black rat) is the source of this 2141-nucleotide messenger RNA. It is a transcript of the gene Nek5, whose product is annotated as NIMA related kinase 5. The record is from RefSeq and is a predicted model, not a curated record. The transcript is spliced from 18 exons. Gene Ontology annotation, molecular function: ATP binding; protein kinase activity. NCBI's taxonomy places the organism in Eukaryota, Metazoa, Chordata, Mammalia, Rodentia, Muridae. Bases 16 to 1902 code for a protein of 628 amino acids. Gene Ontology annotation, biological process: protein phosphorylation.